Messenger RNA from Drosophila obscura, 2790 nucleotides. RefSeq lists its product as uncharacterized. Lineage: Eukaryota; Metazoa; Arthropoda; Insecta; Diptera; Drosophilidae. Gene Ontology annotation, cellular component: membrane. Gene Ontology annotation, molecular function: G protein-coupled peptide receptor activity. The transcript is spliced from 9 exons. Bases 812 to 2536 code for a protein of 574 amino acids. Gene Ontology annotation, biological process: G protein-coupled receptor signaling pathway. The record is from RefSeq and is a predicted model, not a curated record.
AGCAGAGCAGAGCAGCGGCAGCGCUGCUCGUAUCAUUUAUCAUUUGCCUAAAUGAUCGCUGCCUCUGCUACAACUGAUGCCGGGUGGGUGCCCACGCGCUGUUUAGUGUGCUCCCCCUCUCCCACACACACACACCCUUCUGGGGGAGGGCAGUCUUCGUUUUGCCAUUCCCUCAGUUGCUUUCACGCACAGGCAGGUGCCUGUGCCAUCGCCAUCGACAUUGUCGGCGGCAUGCGAUCUGUGUCUAACGGGGCUUUUCAGUCUCCUCGCGAUGCUCUUCCGUUGAUCUUCACGUGCGCUGGCGACGUCGUAUCUCCUUCUUCUCGUUUCGUUUCGCCUCUACUGCUAUCUCUUUCUGUUCUCUAUACGGAAAUAUAUUUCUUAUUGUAUUUGCGCUUGUGUCACGAAAAAUAGUGGAGAAUCGUGUGUUGACAAAUUACUAGUACCAUUUGCAAAAAGAUAUAAUAAUAAAAUAUGGAAAAUAUCAAAAUUAAAAUGAACAGUGAAGGCGUAUAAAUAUUUUAAUAUAAUUGAAUUAACUCUCAAUGACAGGCGAAUGGUCGGACAACAAAAUAAAAUUAGUAAUACAAACAAUCAGGCGGAAAAGCAACUAAAAAUUUACUCCAAAACUAAACGCCAACGAGAAUCAGUUGCUGCGUACUCCUGAGGGGCCAACGGAUCUGUCAAAAGUGCAAUCGGAAUUGGAAUCCUAUUUCGGAAUCAACAAGCUCUCAAGUGCUGUGCUCUGGUCCGUGGGUUAUAGGCACCAAUUUCCAAUUGGAGGCUGCCUUUUUGGUUGCCGCCUGCAGCAAUGACAAUGUCAUCGACGCUGAUGCUAACGCUCGCCGAGGCAGCGGAGGCCAUGGGGACGGCAACGACGGCGGCGGAGGCAUUGCAGUCCUCAGAGGAGGCAACAACAACAUUGCCCGAGGCGGGCGUUGAAAUGUUCUCGGAUGCGGAUAUGGCGGAAGUGCGGCAUGUUGUGCAGCGCAUUUUGGUGCCGUGCGUUUUUGUUAUUGGACUAUUGGGAAAUUCAGUGAGCAUUUAUGUUUUGACGCGGAAGCGCAUGAGGUGCACCACAAACAUUUAUCUAACGGCUCUGGCAAUUACGGAUAUUGCAUACCUGACCUUUCAAUUAAUCCUCACACUCCAGCACUACCAGUACAUCAAGUACCACUGCGAGAUCUAUUGGCUGCUUUACGGAUACUUUGUCUGGCUGUGCGAUGUCUCAGCGUACAUCUCCAUUUACAUAGCCGUGUGCUUUACCAUAGAGCGCUUUAUCGCGAUACGAUAUCCGCUGAAGAGGCAAACGUUCUGCACGGAGUCCCUCGCCAAGAGGGUGAUAUCAGCCGUCGCCCUGUUCUGUUUGCUGUCCACGCUCUCCACCGCGUUCGAGCACACAAUGAACAUCGAGUGGAAGUUGAUUGAUGACGCCUACAAGCCAUGCAAUCAAACCCCGGCCAAUGUCUCGCCAACGCCCUCGCUGCCAACGCCAGCGACUGUGUGGCAGCUGCAGGAGGAGGAGGAUGAUGACCCCCAAGCGACCACCAUCAGCAGUGCUGCAACGUUUCCCCUCUACGACGGCAGUGGCAACAGUGAUGGGCAGUCAGGCAACAUUCCACGACAGCAGCAACAGCAACAGCGCCGGCACUGGCCAUCAUCUGUGACGACGCCGCCGCCGGGACUGAGUGAAACUUUAGAUGCCACCCAGCAGAGUUCAGACUCCCAGGAGCAGGUCACGGAGAGUCUGCUGCAGCUGCCACGCGCCGAACGCAGCGGGGACUUCAAUCACUCGGAUGCAUUCGCAUUUAAUGUAACGCAAUAUUGUCAAAAUAUGACUGUCUUUAAGCACAUUUCGUCGGAUUUGGGCAACAACGAUCUGUAUACGAACGCCUGGAGCAUGUUCACGCUGGUGGUGUUCGUGCUCUGUCCCCUGUUCCUGCUGGCCACGUUCAACAGUUUCCUCAUCCUGCUGGUGCAUCGCUCAAAGAGUCUGCGCGGCGAUCUGACAAAUGCCAGCAGCAUAAGACGCACCAAGCGCAAGUCAAACACUGGACUCACGGGCAGCGUUUCCCAGGAGAAUCGUGUCACAAUCACCCUGAUCGCCGUCGUUCUCCUGUUCAUCGUGUGCCAGCUGCCGUGGGCCAUCUAUCUGAUACUCGAACAGUAUAUGAAGAUAGCGCCGGGUGCCCAGGUGAUUGCCGGCAAUGUGUGCAAUCUGCUGGCCGCCCUCAAUGCCGCCUCCAAUUUCUUUCUCUAUUGCGUGCUGUCGGACAAGUACCGGAAGACGGUGCGCGAGCUGAUCACGGGCUAUCGCUAUCGUCGUCGCCAUGCCCGCAACAAUACGAGUCUCUAUGUGGGCCACCACACCACCACCACGCUGACGCACAUCAAUGGCGACCAUCAUCAUCAUUUACAUCAUCAUCAUCAUGGGGGUGGGGCUGCUGGUGCGCCGUACAGUGGCGCAGCUGGCAGUCGUCGCAGCUGCAGUCGGAGUCGCAACAAGGCGGCGGCCACGGGUCGCCUGAUAGCGUGAGAGAAGAGUCACGACGCGUGACUGAAUGAGCGUGAAUCGAGCCGAGCCGAGCCGAGCGUGAGGUUGCUCUCACGAGUAAUGGGGCACUCAGCAAUGAGCCACGAUCGAGAGAACUGACACACCGCCUGCGUAGCAUAGUGAGAGUAGAAAAUAUGUGAUCAAGCAUCACAGAUGAUUGAUUGAUUGAUUGAGUGGAUAACUCUAACGUUUAUCGCAAGCCAAGCCUGAGCAGUGCAGUGCCUUCAGUUUGUUAG